AUGGAAUAUUUACAUCAUGAUUGUCCCUUGCAACUUGUGCAUUGUGAUCUAAAACCUAGCAAUGUGGUCCUGGAUGCCAACUUGACAGCCUUUGUGACUGAUUUUGGUAUAUCCCGUUUGAUUACUACAAACUCUAUAGAUUCACUGAGUACAACAACAUUUUCUCUCAAAGGAUCUAUUGGCUAUAUUGCUCCAGAGUAUGGAUUGGGCGGGAAUGUUUCUACAGAGGGAGAUGUUUUUAGUUAUGGAAUUCUGAUAUUAGAGAUGGUUACAAGGAAGAGGCCAAGUGAUGACAUGUUUGUGGGAGACAUGAACUUGCAAAACUGGGUGAGAUCAGCUUUUCCAAACAGACUGGCAGAUAUUGUUGAUAGUGGGCUAUUCAGAGAUGUGAAUGAAAACAUGGAAGACAGUAGAUGUCUCCUUUCUUUCAUUCAUGUUGGUUUUCUUUGUAGCAAUGAAUCACCAAGGGAACGACCUUCCAUGAGAGAUGUAGCCAAGAUCUUGGAGAACCUGAAGACAACAUUCAUGGGAGGUGCAGGUCCUUCCAAUUUAACACCUACCAUAUCAGACCUCCUACGCAAUGCCAAUGCCACACAAGCAUUGGCCUCUGACAGUCAAAGUUCUACAUUUUAA
Molecule: messenger RNA, 633 nt
Organism: Cryptomeria japonica (Japanese cedar)
Lineage: Eukaryota; Viridiplantae; Streptophyta; Pinopsida; Cupressales; Cupressaceae
Product: putative leucine-rich repeat receptor-like serine/threonine-protein kinase At2g24130
Exons: 2
Coding region: 1-633 (210 amino acids)
Biological process (GO): protein phosphorylation
Molecular function (GO): ATP binding; protein kinase activity
Source: RefSeq, a predicted model, not a curated record